AUGAACAUCGCGACAGACGAGUUCGGCAAUCCCUUCAUCAUCCUGCGCGAGCAGGAGGAGAAGAAGCGGCUGAAGGGCAUCGAGGCGCACAAGGCCAACAUUUUGGCAGCCUGCGCGGUGGCGGACACGCUCAAGACUUCGCUCGGACCCAAGGGAAUGGACAAAAUCAUCGUCGGACCCGACGGGCAGGUGACCGUCACGAACGACGGCGCCACCAUCCUGAACAAAAUGCAGGUCGAGCACCAGUGUGCGCGCCUGCUCGUGGAGCUCUCUCAGUCUCAGGACGCGGAAAUUGGCGACGGGACGACUGGCGUCGUCAUCUUGGCAGGCAACUUGCUUUCGCAGGCGUACAGGUUGAUUGAGAAGGGUCUGCAUCCCCUGCGCAUCGCCGACGGGUUCGAAAAAGCCAGUCAAAUCGCGGUUCAGCGGCUCCAGGAAGUCGUGCAGAAGAAGGACGUCUACGGCACCGACAAAGAGCUGCUUGUGCACGCGGCCAUGACAGCUCUGGGCAGCAAAGUCGUCAGUAGCCACCAGCGCCACCUGGCGGAGAUCUGCGUUCAGGCCGUCCUCACUGUCGCGGAUCGCGAACGCAACGACGUCAACUUUGACCUCAUCAAGGUUGACGGCAAGGCUGGAGGGCUGCUGGAGCAGACGAUGCUGGUGAACGGCGUCGUUCUGCACAAGGACCUGAGUCACUCGCAGAUGCCGCAUGUGACGGAGAACGCGAAGAUCGCGAUUCUGACCUGCCCGUUCGAGCCCCCCAAGCCGAAGACCAAGCACAAGCUCGACAUCAGAACUGUCGAGGACUACAAGAAGCUCCAGAAGGCUGAGCAACAGUACUUCACCGACAUGAUUCAGAAGGUCAAAGACGCCGGCGCGAACUUCGUCAUUUGCCAGUGGGGAUUCGACGACGAAGCGAAUCACUUGCUUCUUCACGAGAACAUUCCCGCAGUCCGGUGGGUCGGCGGCGUGGAGCUGGAGCUCAUUGCGCUGGCGACUCAGGGCCGCAUCGUCCCGCGGUGGGAGGAACUGACGGAGGCGAAGCUCGGGCACGCGGGCCUUAUCAAGGAAAUCUCCAGCGGCACGAUGGGCGACAAAAUGAUCGUCAUUGAACAGUGCAAAAACAGCAAGGCGGUGACAGUUGUAGUGUAUGGCGGUAAUCAGAUGGUGGUCGCUGAGGCCGAGCGCUGCAUGCACGAUGCGCUGUGCGUGGUGCGGAAUCUGAUCCGCGACCCGCGCGUCGUCGGCGGCGGCGGCUCUGCGGAGCUCGCCGCGGCGAUCGCCGUGGAGAACGAGGCAGACCGCAUCGCGGGCGUGGAGCAGUAUGCCGUUCGCGCGUUCGCCGACGCCCUGACUGGCGUCGUGGAGGCCCUCGCGGAGAACUGCGGCCUCUCUGCCAUCGAGGAAGUCCAGCGCGUCAAGGUCAAGCAACGCACCGAAAAGUAUCCCUACUUCGGCCUCGACUGCAUGCUUAAGGGAACGGAUGACAUGCUGGAGCAGAAUGUCUUGGAAACCUACUCUUCAAAAGCGAACCAAAUUAUGCUCGCCACCCAGGUUGUGAAAAUGAUCUUGAAGAUCGACGACGUCAUUGCACCGAACGACUACCAGUAG
Messenger RNA from Besnoitia besnoiti, 1611 nucleotides. Its product is annotated as putative T-complex protein 1, epsilon subunit (TCP-1-epsilon). The record is from RefSeq and is a predicted model, not a curated record. Gene Ontology annotation, molecular function: ATP hydrolysis activity; ATP-dependent protein folding chaperone; ATP binding. Gene Ontology annotation, biological process: protein folding. The transcript is spliced from 8 exons. Bases 1 to 1611 code for a protein of 536 amino acids. Lineage: Eukaryota; Apicomplexa; Conoidasida; Eucoccidiorida; Sarcocystidae. Gene Ontology annotation, cellular component: chaperonin-containing T-complex.